CGAGACUCGACCUGUGUGCGAAGCGACCAUGCAGGACUGACGCGCAGCUGCAGGAUAGCGAUGAGCACCAUGCCCGACUCUGCCACCAUUUCACGCCCCGCAAGCAGUGUGCAUGAAGCACGCGGCGCCCUGCCGUCUUCUGGUGCUGCUCAAAGAGCCCCUCCGAACGCCCAGCAUGGCGUCCAUGCUGCCAUUGCAGCCUCCGCAGCGGCUGCCACGCUCCCGCCCGCAGUGACGCCGGCGACGACGACGCGCCAGUCGGUCUCGCUAGGCGUGCUCUCGACGCUGUGGAGUGCCAGCGGCCCGCCGACGGCUCUCCCGCCCGCCAUCGUGACGCACGCGCCGUCGCCCGUCGAUGCACACGAACAACCGUUGCAAGACCUCGCCGCCAGCGCAGGCUCGGUGCCCAGUGCAACCACCACUUUGACCAACACGCUGCCGCCCACCCAGAGUGCCGCCCUGCGCGCCCUCAAUGCGCCCGCCUUCCAGGCCCACGCAUCGUCGACCCCCAACACCAAGUUGGCAAAAUCGGCCUCGAGCCACACCACCCUGUCGAGCCAGCCCGUCGUGGUGCGCACCUACUCAGGCUCACGGCACACCUCGCGUAACCCGUCUGGCGUCAGCUCGCCCCGCUAUCCCGCCAUGAAUGGGCACGGAUCCCAGAACCCCUCCGCGUUGUCGGCUGGGUUGGCAGGCCGCACCGAGAGGCUGCCGUCCAUUGAGGACUUUUCCUUCUCGGCGAUCCUCCGUGCUGUCGACCCUGAGAUCAGAGAUGCUAUUGACGCCAUUGCUGAGAUCUGCGCGCGGAGCAGGCUAAGCCUGGCGGACGAGUACGACGCCCAUCUGCCACCACAAGGCGAGAUCACAGGCACCGGUCCAGGCUGGGCGGCAGGCGUGGGUGCUCUGGUGGGAAGAGGCCGCAUAUCACGCAUUGGCCAGGGGUGGGCAGCAGCCGACAACACCUUGACGGCUGUGCCUGAAGCAAGCAGUUCCAGCGAGCGGCUGGCCGGCGAGACACGAGGCGCAGCAAGUAGCAAGAAGAGGAGCCAGUCGGCGUAUGGGAGCUUGAAGAGCGUAAUCAGCGGCGGUAGCGCGAAGCAACAACCCAGCAACCAUGCUGUAGAUCAGAGCGAGGUAGGCCCUUCUGGUCAGACGGUAGACGCGAAGCCUGGACCCGCCUGGGCUGUCCACAACUCGUCGAACGACCAUCCUGUCAUCACGGUCCCUUCUCCACAGGUAUCGAACCAUCUCUCGCUCGACACUUCGUCGACCAUCAAGGAGACUCCUGAAGGUGCCGAAAGCAGACUAUCACUACGGCCGCAGACAGCCACUCCCAAAGCUGCCUUUUCACAUAGCCGAAACGCAUCUCUCAACAGCUUGAAUGCGUCGCGAGCGCGCUCAAGCACAUUGUCUUCAAUCACAGCAUGGCUUCCGUGGCCUCGACCCGCUGACACCAGGACGAAUGCCCCAACAGACCUCACGAAGGCUGAGACUAGGCUGAGAGAAGUGUUGAUGAUAGCGCAAGAGUCUGCGUUUGGAAAAGGCAAAGGAGCCAUGAACAACGCGUAAAAGUUGGAUGAGAAAUACGCGGGCUUUGGCCACCAUGUAUGACCAACGUAAGAGAUACCCCGAGCUGAGAUCUCGAUGUUCAAAAGGCGCUUGGGGUUUGCUGUCCUUCAUGUGAUUGGCGAGGCAGUUUGAAACCUUUUCAGAGGGAGUUAUCACGACUUAUGGUAUAAUGAAUAACGACUAUGUAGAUAGAGCA
Messenger RNA from Paraphaeosphaeria sporulosa, 1765 nucleotides. RefSeq lists its product as uncharacterized. Bases 70 to 1569 code for a protein of 499 amino acids. NCBI's taxonomy places the organism in Eukaryota, Fungi, Ascomycota, Dothideomycetes, Pleosporales, Didymosphaeriaceae. The transcript has a single exon. The record is from RefSeq and is a predicted model, not a curated record.